Toxorhynchites rutilus septentrionalis is the source of this 4010-nucleotide messenger RNA. Its product is annotated as putative leucine-rich repeat-containing protein DDB_G0290503. Bases 1745 to 3805 code for a protein of 686 amino acids. The transcript has 3 exons. NCBI's taxonomy places the organism in Eukaryota, Metazoa, Arthropoda, Insecta, Diptera, Culicidae. The record is from RefSeq and is a predicted model, not a curated record.
AUUCUUUUUCCGAUCCCAUCGGCAACUCACUCAGGGUGCCACAGGGAAGUGUCUUAGGGCCGAUUUUGUUUAUUUUAUAUAUAAAUGAUCUGCGACGGGUUUUACGAUAUUGUGACAUUAAUUUGUUCGCGGAUGAUACUGUCCUGUUCAUCGCAGCUAAGAAUAUAAAAGAAACCGAGGAACACAUAAACGAAGAUUUGCAUUCUCUGGCUCAGUGGCUUAAAUUCAAACAAUUGAAAUUGAAUGUUGGCAAAACAAAAUACAUGCUAAUAUCUUCAGCAAACUCCAGUAUUGACGUAAAUUUUGAAAUAGAUAGUGAGACAUUAGAACGCGUGAAUGAAAUCAAAUACCUAGGAGUUAUCAUUGAUGACAAUUUAACAUUCAAGUCUCACAUUAAUAAUGUCAUCAAGAAGAUUGCCAAGAAGUACGGCGUUUUGUGUCGUUUGAAAAAAGAACUGACGGUGAACAGUAAAAUUAAAUUGUAUAAAUCAUUGAUCUCACCGCACAUAGACUUCUGCUCGUCGAUCCUAUUCCUUGCAAACAAUACACAAUUAACGAGAUUGCAGCGUUUACAAAAUAAAAUUAUGCGUUUGAUUUUAAGAUGUAGUAGAUACACUUCCUCUAAUUUGAUGUUGGACGCGCUAUAGUGGCUAUCUGUGAAGCAAAGAAUUUACUAUUUGACAAUGGUGUUCAUCUUUAAAAUUUUAAACGGUAUGCUGCCUCGAUAUUUGUGUGAUCGAAUUGAAAGAGGAAGUGAUGUUCAUAGAUACAAUACUAGAAACGCGGAUGAUGCAAGAACACCUAACUUUAUAUUCAGUAGGUCGCAGAACUCGUUGCUAUACAAAGGAAUACAUUUUUUCAAUUCGAUGCCCAGGGAAAUAAAACGAGCGGCAACAAUGGCAGAGUUUAAGCGAAUGUGUAUUUCCCACGUUAAAUCUGUUUUAUAAACAGGGUUUCGAAAUUUUUUUGUAAAUUAAUUUAUUUAUGUUUACUAAUUAUUGAAAUUAAAAAAAAAAAUUACAGGUAUCUCAAACUGCCAUGUUCGUACUGAUGAUGAUGAUGUUUUUUUAUUGUAUUGUAGAUUAUUUAAAAAAAAAAAAGAAAAACGAGCGUUGUCUACGAAAGUUUGAGCCUCGCGCGCGUUUGGUGGGCCUGGACUAAUGUUAAUAAUGAACACUGGCAGUAAACUGACACACAAUGAAAUUUUAUGUAGGGUCUGAAGUGGAAACUGGAAUUGGGAUAGCUCAUUCAGAAUUGUUGUAAACUAUCUUUCAUCAGAUGGUGGUAUCGAUUAUUUCUGAUUGUAGCAGAUCUCUUUUAUGUUCUAAGUUGAAUCUUUUGGAUAUUGGGUUCAAUUCCCAAUCAGUCAAGGAUCUUCCCGGGUUGGAAAUUUUCUUGACAUGCCUUGGAAAAAAAAACUUUGGGCCUGAAGUUGAGACUAUGACUAUGUCAAUGUCAAUAUGGAUAGGAACAUUGUUUGUUUUUUCGCAGUUUAUGCCUAUUUUUUUAAAUGUUCUAUUGAUAGAUAUUUAUGCCUGCAACAGAGCCAGUUCGCUUUGUUUUUGUUUUUAUAAUACUGGCUUCUUGAUAUGUUUGAAAAUAAAUAUUAUCUAUAAGAUAAAUCGUCCUGCUCAAACCUUUGUAGGGGUAUGAGUUGGGCCAUCAUCAUCAUCAUUCAAUCAUAUUUGAGCACAGCAGGCCAUGGUUCAUAACCCUUUUUGCUUGUCACUUUUCAACCUGGACAAUGAGCAUAAGCUUGCCGAACAGACUGCAUCGUAAAAUAUUGGAUCAUAUAUCGCUGAAGAACCGUCAACUCAGAAGCUUCUCGAGGUAUCUGCUGGACGCGGAUUUCAUUUAUUUCGCCGAAAUAGUUGAAGAAGCAGAACUCCACCUGGAAACGCUCAUCGAACACACUGAAGUGAAUUCAUCCAACAAGCUUCUUUUGCAACUUUUGGGAAGGAAACUGCGAAGUAUAUCUCGUGCCAAGGACUGUUGCAUACGCAAGCUUCAACACUUCGUAGAACUCCAGGAAAACUUCCAAGAUUCACAAUUCCAGACAGUAUUCUUCAAACGUCUAUCGAGAGCGGUGACAGCACUCCAAGGUUCGUACGUUUCGUUCGUCCGGGAAAUCGAGGAUUUGAUCCAGCAAAUUCCGGAGAUAUACGAAAUCGCUCAGUUACAAUCCCUUCUGGAGCAAACCAAUUUCCUCUACCUGAUUGUCGUCAAAAACCACGAAAACAUCCGAAACGUAGUGCAGCCUGACACACUGAAAUCAUAUUGCGCCUACAAAACCACUUCACUGGAACUUCACGCUCGAAUCAUUUUCAAAAAUUUGUUGAUCCAACAUUUGAGUUUCAUAGAGAGUAUGGAGCCCAUAAAUACUUCCCAUGAAUCUCUCCGGGACAAGCUAACGGAGGAGAUCACAAGAUCUCGCAAUGAAAUUGUGAUCCAGGAGGAAGAGCUGGCCGAGCUGCGCCAGGAACUCUUCCCGUCGGAGAUAAGCUUGAAGGAACAGCGAGAUGCCGUGAUCGAUCAGCUGGAAAUGAAGGAACUGAGUCUGGAGCAUCGCUUUCGGUCGAUCGAUCAGCUGCAAACGAACAUCCAUGGGCUGGAGGCACAGGUGGCCCAGCUGAUUCAAGAGCGAGAGCGGGUUCAUGACGAACUGAUGGCAAAGAGGGACGCCUUACGUGCAGGAAUACGGGAGAUUGUGCGGCUGGAGAAGUUGAUCGAACAGAUCGAGCGGGAGAUUUCGAACCGACUGUUUGAGUUCCAGGAAAAGCUAGAGGAACUGGAGCAGAAACGUUUGGCGAUUUUGGCGGAUGAGACACUGACGGAGGAGGAACGAGAGCGACUGCUUGCCGAACUCGAGCAGGAGAUCGGUCUUAUUCGGCAGAAGCAUGACGCCGAUCUGCAAUUGUUGAAGGACAAAUGCGAAGAAUUGAAGGCACUGUCCAUCAGCAUAACGGAGGAUUUGGAUACGUUCAGAGAUGAACUCAUGAGGAAGCAUCAGGAUGAGAUCAGAGAGCUGGAAGAAAUGAUGAAAAAUGCUACUCCAUCGGAAUUGGAGAUUAUCAAAGCAAAAAUUACGGCACUGAAGGAAGAGUUUGAUGAAAAUCUAGCUAUGCUGGAUAGAGCCAAAGCAAGACCAAAGUUUUACGAAGAUGAAUUUGGAAGAUAUUACAUCGAUGAAACCGGACGGAAGGUUUAUCAGAGGGAAUCGGGGGCUUCGGAAUAUAUUCUGACUGAGGAUGGGCAGUGGAAAAAGAUCAAAGAUGCUCUGGAAAUUCUAACCGAUGAAAAGGGUGAUUUUUACAUCGACAAUUUUGGGAGGAAGAUAUAUGUCAGGAAAUAUUUUGAAGACGAGUUCGGAAAAUAUUACCUCGACAGUAACGGAAAACGAAUUUAUUUGGAGCCUGAGCUGGAAGCUGAGGAACUUGAUGAAGAGGAAAUCGGCGAAGAAUCGAAGUCUUCAGAGGAAACCAUUUCGGAGAGUGUGACCGAAGCGUCCGAUGAAAUAUCAAUGAGUGCUUCCGAACUAAGGCUAGCCGAAAAAAUCAAGGAAAAGCGUGCUUCUGAUGUUAAAUAUGUACAAGACACAGUCGGAUUGCCACUGAGGAGUGGAUUGGCGCUCACCUAUCUGGCUCAACCGGAUGAUCCGAUUGAAUUUCUCGCUGAUUAUCUGGAGAAGUACGACAGGGAGCAAAAAGCUGAGGCGGCACGAGUCGAACUUCUUGCAGAUUUAAAACGAAAGAGGGAGGAAUCAAAGAUUGUUGCUGCUGAGGAUUCUGUAGAUGAUAUAUGUUAAUGCUAGCACUAUGUGGGUGUCAUUACUUUAGAAUCAAACAACCAGCAGGGCACACUAGAAUAUCGGAAUUGUUCAGUAUUACACCGCAUAACACCCUGAGAGACUUUGCUGUGAAUUACGCGUUUUUUGCAGUCUGCUCAUUGUCAUGUAAAUAAUAAAUAAUUCCCACUCCGACACCGAUUCGGGAGAAAGAACAACUGAAUAU